Messenger RNA from Ustilaginoidea virens, 1677 nucleotides. RefSeq lists its product as uncharacterized. The transcript has 3 exons. Lineage: Eukaryota; Fungi; Ascomycota; Sordariomycetes; Hypocreales; Clavicipitaceae. Gene Ontology annotation, molecular function: guanyl-nucleotide exchange factor activity; translation initiation factor activity. The record is from RefSeq and is a predicted model, not a curated record. Bases 1 to 1677 code for a protein of 558 amino acids. Gene Ontology annotation, biological process: cytoplasmic translational initiation. Gene Ontology annotation, cellular component: eukaryotic translation initiation factor 2B complex; guanyl-nucleotide exchange factor complex.
AUGUCGAUGCCCUCAACCGGGCUCCAGGCGCUCAUCCUCUGCGGGCCCGGCUCGUCGUUUCCAACCUUUACCUCCAACCCGGACGAGAGCCCAAAAGCUCUUUUGCCGAUUGCCAAUAGACCCAUGGUCUGGUAUCCCAUAGACUUUUGCCACCGCAUGGGCAUCACCGAUAUUACGCUGAUAUGUCCUCCGUCUGCCUCCAACGCCAUGAACUCGGCCUUCAGCAUCAACCCCUCCCUCACCAGCCUCCCGCUUCCCAAACCGGACAUAGUCUCGCCAAAGGACUUGGACUUCAACACGGGUACUGCGAAAAUUCUUUGCCUUGCCGAGGUCCGGGACUUGGUCAAGCUAGACUUUGUGGUUCUACCGUGCGACCUGGUUUGCGAACUGGGAGGCGACAAGCUCCUGCAAGCCUGGAUGAUAAAAGCGGCGAGUCUCGCGCAUCUCGUGGGCCACGGCGGCUUCGCAGACGGCCACGGCACACGCCACAGCGGCGGGCUCGGCGUGUGGUACAACACCAAAACCGCCGUGCCCGUCAAGGGCGAAGAAACCGACUUCAUCGCCACGGCGCCGUUGCCGCCCUCGCAACCGGAUGCCCUCAAGGGACCCGUCUUGUCCAACCUGUCGAGGCUCGUGUACUCGAUGCCCACCGACUCGCUCAACGACCUGAUGGAGGAGAAAAAGUCCCUGCCUAUUCGCCACGGCUUGCUGAGGGCGCAUCCUCGCCUUCGCAUGUACACUGCUCAUCGAGACGCCCACAUUUACAUAUUUCCUCGGUGGAUCAUGGACUUUAUCAACGUGAACCAGCGGCUCGACAGCAUUGGCGAAGACGUUGUCGGAUGGUGGGCCAAGGCUGGUUGGCAAGCCGGCCUGGCCGACAAGCUUCACAUCACCUCGCUUUGCAGCACCAGAAACCCGGACGACGACCAGGAUUCCAUCCCCGACAGCGUGUCCAGCCAUGCCUCCUGCGCGGAACAUUCUGCCGCAGGGCCAAGCGAUGAAGCCCCAGCAGGGCCGGAGCCGUUUGGGCAAGGCGACGGUAGGCGGCAGAACGACUCGGGCCAUUCUUGGCAUGCCACCGACGUACCCCCUAUUCUCGCCUACCUUCACUCCUCCGAAGGACAAGCAAAUGCCCCCAUCCUGAGGCGAGUCGACAACGCCCAGCUCCUGCUGGCCACGUCUCUGCAGCUGGCCAAGCUCGAGUCCGUCGAAGAAGUAGGGGCCGAAGCAGCUUCUCCCUUUGCACAUGCCAGGAAAGUCGCCUACCCCGAGGGUGUCAAACCGCGCACCACAAUCACGAAGCCGGACAGUCUGAUCGCAGAGAACGUGACAGUCGAGGAAAAGACGGCCAUCAAAGAGUCGGUCGUCGGGGCCAAUUGUCAGAUCAAGGAAGGUGCCAAAUUGUCGCAGUGUUUGCUGAUGGACGGAGUGGUCGUUGGCAAGGGAUGCAAGUUGACAAAGUGCAUACUGGGCAGGAGGUGUGUUAUUGGAGACUACUCGGUUCUUACAGACUGCGAAGUACAAGAGAACCUGUUGGUGGAACCUCGAACCGAGGAUAAGGAUCAAAAGCUCAUGAGCUCCGAGGGCUUGGAGGCAACAGAAGCCGAAAUGGACCGAGUCCUGCAGGAUGUAGACAGAGAAGUCACAGCAAUGACAGACGAGGCUGCAGAGAAAUAG